GCGGAGCAACUUGUACGCGAGUGGUCGAGGACGAGCGAGCGAGCGCCUAUCCUCCUCAUUUAGCCCGUACGCGCACUGUCCGGUUUGUUGGUGCCUUGGGAAGGUUGAUGCGUGGCUGAUCGGGAAUUUCGGUGUGUUUGCCGUGAUGGCUUCGGAGCUGCUGAUGCCGUCGCCCACCCACGAGACGUUUCCGCGCGGCAGCGCCCUGCUGAUGGACGGCUACCGUCCCAGGUACAACAAGUCGCUGGAUUCGCUGGACACGGUGGAGCCGACGCCGGCCGCGCCUGCCAAGUUCUACCAGACGGGCCCCGUGGCGGCCCGCAAGAGCGAGGACAACAUCCUGGGCCUGACGUCGCCCGGCCUCGUCACCCAGUACCUGAGCGUCGAGCCCGUCAAGCAGAGGGCCAGGGUGCUCGAGCAGGCCGAGUCGGCGCCCGCCGUGCGCCUCGAGUGCGCCCCCGCCGCACAGCAGCACCACCAGGGCCCUUCCAGGCUGCUCUGCGACCGCGUCGACCCUGAGGACAGCAUCAGGGACAUGGUCUCCGAGAAUGACUUCUAUAGAUUUGUUCUGUUCAAGCGGCACUACGACAAGUACCUGCGUCUUUCGCAGAAAUACGAGGAGGCCCGCAACAUCGCGUACUACCUGGAGGAGAAAUACCACGAGAUAAAGGGAGAACGCGACGAACUGGCCAAGGCGAGGGAAGCCCUCGAGAGGAGGGUGGAGGAACGCGACGCCCAGCUGCUGGACAAGGACGAGGAGCUUUUUCUGCAACUGGAGAAAGUCGUGCGGCUCGAGGAAGAAUGCGAGAAGCUGCGUGCUGAAAAGGAACGUUUUUUGGACCUUCAACAGAAACUGCAAGCGGAGAGGGACGCUGCCCUGCGACAGGUACAGUCAUGCGAAAUCCAAGAGCCCCCCUUAGAAAGACCGCCCCUUCCUGACCCGGCGCUUUUAUGGCAGAUGAGGGCUCAGGCAGGUCAGUCUGAGUACCAACGGCGGAACCUGGAGCGGGCCCGCUUCGACGCAAUCCACCAAGCGACGGUGAUUGCUGCCGAGAAGGACUUGUUGGAAAAAGAGAAUGAUCGUCUCCGCCGAGAGCUGGAGGAGGAAAGGCAGGGCAUUGGCAAUUUCCUAGAAGACCUGUCCGAACAAAAGAACCGAGCCAAUCAAAGUGUUGCGGUUCUCGAAAAAGAGCUGUCUGAACUGCAAGUGUCGUCACAACAAACUGCCAUGCUGAAUAGUCAGUUCAAAAAAGCGAUGAAGCACUUGGCCACCUGCAAGAGGAAAAAGUGCUCGGUGUGCAGCUACACCAAGGCCACGUUCGGUGACUAUGCCGAUCGCUUCAGGCAGCAGCGCAAGAUAUUUUCGUGCAUCCAAGCACCUCUGGAGGACCUGCGGCAGUGGAUCCGGCCGUCGUCCUCGAUGGACAAGCACUCGCUGGGCAGCCAGAACGAGUCGGAGGAGGCCGGCUGCUCGCUGGACAACGAAGACCUGCUGCACUCGUCGCCGACGCGCGCCCCCGCCGUCUCGGGCCCCUCGGGCCUCUCCUACAUCGACAGCGACGAGAGCAGCGACUCGAGCGACGCCGAAGAUGAGGAGGUUAGUACGACAAGCUACGAAGAAGAAGAAGAAGAUGACGAUGAGGAGGAGCAAGAGCUGGCUGUCUCAUCUCUGCCCACCGACGUCUCACUGACCUCCAACUCGACGGCCGCGCGCGCCUUCUCCUCCGACUCGGGCUUCUCGUCCGAGCUGUGCGACUCGAAGACAGCCUGCAUGGGCGAGGCCACGCCGUCGCCCCCUCCCAAGAGCAGCCUCAACAGGUCCAAGUGGACCGCCUCGUUUCGCAAACUCAUCCACCGAGUGUCCAAGAGGUAAAAUUGCUCCACACGCACCGCCGCUCUUGUAAAUACCUAUUUUUAAACAAAUCAUUUCACCGCAAUGGACAUGAUUUACGGCUCAAAUAAUUUCCCCCUGCUGUGUUUGAGUCUUCUGGGCCUGUAUUUGUAUCAUUUUCCAUAUUUUGCCAAGCACUCGAAACUUAUGUCGGAAGGGAUGUGCAAAAUGUAUUUGUUUCUGCGUUUGGAAAGAGAUUUAAUGAACAACCAUUUUCAUGUAGCUUUCUCACGCUGUUUGAAAAUUGGUAAAAUGCGGCGGCUGUUUUGGUCCGAUUUGACUCGGACACAUUUUUGACUGUCCAGGCCCAACUCGCCUUCUUUUGUUCCCCCAGGAACCAGGACAACCCCUCCCCCACUUUUCAAUUUUCUUGGAAACCACGCCCCGAAUAUAAAUUUGAUCAUACCGCAGGUAAUAGGUUUUUGAGAGUGGAGUUUUUCUUGUGGUUUAAAUUCAUUGUUAUUAAACCAUGGAAUCCAAACAAUAUAAUCGAUUAUUUCUUGUCAAAGAAAUGUUUUUCUGCUGAAAGCAAUUACUUUUGCACAUGCCUACUUGUUUGUUCUUUGCCAAUCACACUGCAUGAAGAGCCAGGUUUUCAUUUGUACGCGUGCCUGGCUGAAAGAAAAAAGUUUUUAACUGCCCUCUAUGUGAUUCAUAAUUUUCUGGCUGCUUUGAAGACAAUUUUACGCUCUCUCUCUCUCUUUCUCUCUGAACACCCACAUAAACUCGUUGGCCUGGUUUCAGCCAGCAGGCCGCAAAGGUAAAUACUGUGUACAAAUGCAUUUAGGUGAAAUGAUGAGAGCUGCUGUUAUCUAUUUGAUGUUGAAAACGCAAACGCACCUAGUACUUAUGUAAUCUCGUUACUGUUUCGCGGUGCCAUUGAUGAUAUAUGUUUGGCGCGAGUCGUCUCUCUCUUUCUGCCUUUCCUCUGCGCUGCGGUGAGACGCUUGCACGUGCCUUGGACGAGAAAAGUGGCUUUGGAUCGAAUUUCUUGACCCCGAUUUUUCGUGUUUGAUGGCUCCAGUCCCCAGAGGCUUUGAUUGAUGCGUUGAUUUUGCUUUCAGAUGUCAACGUCGUCACGCCUUUGCAAAUUAAAAGACAUGACCGAACUUUGAUUCCUUCGUACCAGGGCUCAUUGCAGAAAAAAGUCCGCAAUAGCUCGCGCGCGCGCUUUUUGCAAAAAAGUCGCGACCCGAGUUGCGGAUCAAAACGCUUUUUUCAGUUGAUAAGCUCUACUGUUGACUAUUUUAAAACUCUGACGAUGUAAAGAAUACAAUUACGAAUACUGAUACUCACCCCUCACAUUCCUGCGAUAGUUUUCUCUGGAUUCAAAACUGUUUGGUCGGAUCUCCCUGCACCUGCUUUUAAGAAUUUAUCGAAAUUCGUAACAAACCUCUUGGAUUCUCAACAGGUUGAGAGUUUUUAAGAGCCCCAUUCUCAUUCAUUCUGAUCGCGGAGACGACGUUCUACGAGGCAACAAAUAGUUUUGAAUUCCCUAACGAAAUCAAACACUAUUAACAUUUGCAAGCUGACUGUGAAUCCAGACGGGAAACUUUGAAUUUGCACACCAAACGAAACGGGCCAUGUUUUUUUAAGAUAGGUUUUAAUAUAAUUUAAAUCCCACGCGAGCUUUGUGUCACCCUCCGAAAAGCUAAAUUUGUUUUUGAUUUUUGAGCGGCUCUUCGAGUUGUUUAGUCGGCUUCAAAAUUCUGCUGUUUGAUUAAUGUAUUUGUAAAGUUAGCUUGAGAGUGAGCAUGAUACUUAAUUACAUGUUUGUAUUAUUUCAUAGACAGAGGUGCAAUAAUGAAAGAGUUGAUCCCGUUGGACAGGGUAGACUCGCAAAAAUGUCGAAAUCCCAACGUAAUCAGAAUUUUGUAAAUUAUUGAAAUUGAAUAAAAACGUUAAAAUUGUAACCAUA
Molecule: messenger RNA, 3809 nt
Organism: Cloeon dipterum
Lineage: Eukaryota; Metazoa; Arthropoda; Insecta; Ephemeroptera; Baetidae
Exons: 8
Coding region: 146-1873 (575 amino acids)
Source: RefSeq, a predicted model, not a curated record